AAUGGCGUAUCAACAUUGUGAAAGUUAUUUUCUUUAUUUUGGAGAGAAUUACACCUGAGUUAUAAAUAAAUAUUAACGAAAUCGAGAAGAAUGCCUUGGAAUUUCGGAAAUUUGGGUGGCAUGCAAGAUUUCCUGAAGAAGAAAGCAUGUCGUUACCUUUUACAACAUUAUUUAGGCCAGUUUCUGAAGCAGAAACUGUCACUGGAUCAGUUGAGUUUAGAUUUGUAUAAUGGACAAGGGAAAAUCACGGACUUGAAUCUAGAUGUCCAGGCUAUAAAUGAAGAUUUGGGUAGCCUGGCAGUGCCGGUGGAGCUAGUGGAUGGGUUUGUUGAGUGUAUAGCAGUCUCUAUACCCUGGUCAUCACUUAUCAAUGACAACACCUGCCUUGAGGUCACCGGCCUGGAGCUGACCUUACAACCAAAACAGCGGGAAGAUAAUGGUAUGAUGGCAGGUGAUAUGUUAAGCAGCAUGCACUCAAGCAUGACAACGAGCCUUCAGCUGGCGCGGGAAUGUCUCGAGUCUGACUCGGGUACCUCCCAGCAGCCACAACAGCCAAUAGAAGGCGUACAGAAGUUUGCCCUUAUGAUUGACUCAGUAUUGUCUAAAAUUCGAGUGAAGUUGCUAAAUACAGUGAUCCGACUAGAGCAUCAGCCAGGGGGCACUGUGCAGGGUACAGCACUGGAAAUUAGGAUUAAAAGAAUUGAGUAUUUUGAUGACAUGGCAACUACAAGUGAAGGCUCAUCUGUGGACAGUAACACGACACAUGAGCCUGCAGCCAUGGCCCUCAAGAAUCUACAUAUAGAGGGGAUACAGCUGUUUUAUGACGAGACCGGGGAGAGGAAAUCUCCUGCACGCUCUCCCACCAGCUCUGAUGGGUCACCUCCACAAAUGUUCCAGUCAGCCAUGACAAGUCUAGCCUCAGGCGCCAGUGUUUACAAGUCCACAAUCCAGUCACCAAACCAGUCUAACCUGCAUAAAAGCACCCAGUCUGGACUGGGCACCACUCCCCUGUCUGAGCCGGUACAUCUGGCCACUAUCACAGGCAGACAGGAGAUCAAAGUAAAGAUCAAACAGAGGGACAACAUAUCUGGCCCCAAGUUGGAGAUAAUGUGCCAGUUUGGAGGGAUCCAUGUGCUCGUGUGUCCCAGGCAGCUGCAUGGAAUCACACAGCUGCUCUCCGCUCUCAACACUUCAGAUAAUUCCACUGGAUUGAGGCAGGGGGCAUCGAGUCGACCCAUGGAUGUUGUGGACCAGGCGCGGGUAGAAAGGGAGCUCCAAUACCAGCUGCAGUCGGGCAGAGUGACCAGCAACAAUCUCGCCAGUCUACAGGAGUACUCCCUACAUGGUGAAGAUGAUGACCAGUUUCAGUCCAUGAUGGGGCGUUGUCAGGGGCCGGGUAGUGACAUGGACUCUUCCUUCACCAGCAACUACAGCACCAGCAGUGCCAGGACCACCAGCACUGCAUUCUCAGGGACAAGCCAACCAAAGUCUGGUGGAAAAAUUAGUAAAGAUGGGAUGGCAGGAGGGGCAAGAUAUCAUGAGGAUCCAAAUGCUGAUCUCAGCCACUACCAUGUGAGGGUGGGUUUCAUUUCCCUGACCCUUCUUCACACCACCCCGGGCCCGCCCACUGACCAACCUGCCCUCGACGGAAUGAAGGAGGUCGCCACAACAUUCUUCCAGCGGGUUGCCGGGGUAACUGCAGCAGGCAUGUCUGAUCUGAAGGAGAUACGGGAACAAAUGACUGCUCUGCUGCACUUUGAUCAUCUCAGACUGCUGGGUCGCCCGUUAACUGUGGAGUGUACGCAGAAGUCUGCCCUUCGCCAGGUUAGCACGAGCGUGCAUGUGUCACUCGGAGUUGCUGAGGUCGUGGAGACCCUGUAUGGCCCGCGUGACCAGAAGCCUGCGCACCAACACAGUGAGAUCCUGGUGUUCAAGAGGGAUAGUGCGGAAGCAGGGAGGGGCGGCAUGUAUAGCAGCAUGCACAGCGGGGUGCCAUGUGUCAGCCUGAACAUUACCACUCACUCCAGUAACAAGAGGAACUCCCGUGUGGGUAGUCUACCACAGAUGGACGUACGCCUGGAGCUUGGAGAGUUGGAAAUGGAGUUAGAUGUUACCCUCGUGGACCGCAUACAUGGACUGCUGAACCCUGACACUGGCGCAACCCCCAGCCACAUGAAACCUGGCAUGUCAAUGUACCACACUGUUGGGCAACAGUUUUACAGUAUAAGUGAGACCCUGAAUGAAGGGACGUCAAGCACGGACCAGCAUGUCAUUGUGGAGGUUACCAGUCCAUGUGCGGCUGUUAACGUCAGGUUCCCAAUCCCUGACCUUCGCAAGGAGCCGCACGUGAACAAGUCCUGGUAUAAGCGCACGCUGCGAGAUGAUGUACUCACCCUUAAACUAAAGGAUGCCCUUGUACGGACCUCGUAUGUGACGUCACAGGAGCUUGAGGAGAUUCAUGUGUCCUGCGGGGAAGUAGAUGGUUAUUUGAAAUACCAGCCAAAUGAUGAAGGCAUCCAUUUUGCUCACGUGAUGGGGGAGGGGGAGGGGUUUAACAACCCUAUGGUGACGGUCCGCUUCUGUAACACCACGCAUUCCGUGCUGAACGAUGAAAACAUGUACCCAGAUGAUACAACACCUGCAGAUUCCCUGAACGGGGCGUGUGCAUUUGCCAAAGCUGAGCCGUCUGCUUUCUCGUCAAAACGUAACAUGCAUGAUACCACUCCGGGCACUGGGGCCACUUCUGAUCGUACUGAACAGAUGGUGUUACCAUCUGACCGUGAGGAAGUUCAGGAGUUCAUAGAACGGUCCGUGAAUAACACCCGGAUGGAGGUGAAAAUAAAUCUGCCCAAUGCCUGUCUUUUCAUACCAGACAAACACUUCUUCGAGGUCUUGUAUAACAGACUGAACAAUGACAUGUUGCUAUGGGAGCCCAGUGCACCUGCCCCCGUCAUGGUACCACAUGACACAUACUGUACCGCUGGCCGGCUAGACGUGUACAACCAGCUCCUCCAUAUAGAUCACUUUGAGAUGGCAAAGUCUGGCUUACAGAUGGACUCUGAUUCUGACAGCGACUCGGAGAGCAUUAACCACUACAGCAUCCAUGACAGAGGGUUGUCACGGAAACCCAAAUCCCCACGGCAACAACAAAGCAAACUGUGCAUAUCACUCAGCAUUAAGCAGGGGCGCCUCACGGGAUACACAGGGUCACCAGGGUCAGACGGGAAGGCCAGAGAGGGGGUACAUGGGGAAGUGUUGGUGCAGUUGUCAGAUUUCCUGUUGUUCACGGUCUCAGCUCAUAAUGGGGAUCCAGGACUUACGUUUCUCAAUAUACUGGGUAACAGGGUCGACAUCUACCAUAAUGGUAGUGUCUCAGAGUCUGGCAGGGGCCCUGAUCCACCUGUUGUUAACAUCAGUGAGCUAGGAAAACCUGUGCCCGAACAGCUUCAGGCAAACAAGGUGAUCUACCUGUCGGAGCCCGGUGUGCUAGUGAAUACCCGGGAGCCUGUGGGGUCAGGUCAGGGGUCACUGGACAUGCUCAAUGUGGCUCUACGCAUUAAGCUGGAUACACACACUACAAAACAUGACCUCAUCUCUGAUGAGACGGUCAAGGAGUUCCAGGUGUCGGUGGGGUUGCGUGGGGCCACCAUGAGACACAAGAUGCUCCAGCCUUACCAGAGUAUCUUCACACAGUUGUUGCAGUUCCUUGACGUGAAGGAUUACCCAAUACUGGGAUAUGUGGAUCCCAAGGUGCUAACCGAGCUUCAUGUGCAUUUAUGGACCUGUGCAAUAGACUAUAGACCUGAAUAUUUACCAUUGCGAUCUGUGAUACUGGCUGAAUCCUUCUCAAUAUCAAGCAACAUUGUGGCGGAAUCAGCCAUCUCUCUGCUGAGGUUUGUGCUGGAGGAAGGAUCAUUGUUUAUCGGGAGUCAUGUGCGGAAGACUAAUGUAGAUCUUCGGCAUGAUUACGUCUGUGUGGCGGAUAUCAGUCGGCUGGAGAUUUUGCUGCGGUCCAACACAGGAAACAAUCCACAUUUCCCAAAGACUGAUCUCUCAGUGUCGUCUAACCUGGUGAACAUCCGUACGUGUGCAGAUUCCCUGACAGCCAUCAUCAACCUGCUGCAGUAUGUGGCUGGAGACGGUGACCUACAUCCACCACAGGGGGCGGAUUUGGGGACACCAGAUUUACAGCCAGACCCUCCAUCACUGAGUAAAGAGGAAUCGGACGUUGAAGAUAGCGAGCCAUUAACGAGUUCCAGUGUGGACCAUUUACACUGCCUGAUGUCGGAGGCCAUGGCAGAGUCAUCCGACAGUAACCAGUCUUCAGGCCAUGUAUCUCCUGAAGUCUCCCAGAUUGCUCGAAAGAAGACAGAGGUGUUCUUCGUCCCUGCGACUGGUGCCUCUGAGUCUCCGGUAUCGCUCGAUCCAAUAGUGAUUACCCAGAACAUCGAUAGUGUCACCAGCAGCACUAUGUCGGGUCAUGUCAGCGAUGAUGAUGGCAGCGACGACUUCUGUAUGGUCGAGGAUGCUGCAUGGGGAAAAGCUACCAAUGACAGCGAGCCAUUGAUUCGUGUCCUCACAGAGGAGCCAAUAGAAAUUAAGGAUGAAUUCUUCAAGAGACCGGUGGGACGCACAGACUUUCUGAAGUCUCCUGAGACGUUUCCUCUACCGGAGAUUCGCUACACAAUCAAGGAAGUUACCCUGAUCUGGCAUAUCUAUGGGGGGUCAGAUCUUACCCAGACUGAUGGUUCAGAGGACCGUGUGUCUACAAGCAGGGAUAGUAUGACAGUGUCGUACCAGCGCGGGUCGCCGGUGGACCUGUGGUCGGGCCGGGCAGGAGGUCGGGAGGCCCCUCUCAUUCAACGGGAGACCCUGCACACUCGAGGAGGCCCCUCCAGGAAUACAGGCAUGUGUAUGGAGUUCCAGCUUACCAAGGUCCGUUUGCAACAUGAGGUGUACCCCACCCAUACAGAGGCGGCGUCAAGACAGGUGCUCCUGAUUAGCGACCUGGAGAUCAGGGACAAACUCUCCACGUCGCGCAUGAACAAGUUUCUUUACCAGUAUUCCUCCAAUGACAUGCCAAAACAGACAUACGCUAAUAUGGUCCACAUACGAGCUAUACAUACGCGGCCAAACCCUCAACAGACAGAGGAGGAGUGUGCCCUGAAAGUUUCCCUACAGCCUCUCAGGCUUAAUAUUGACCAGGACACACUCUUCUUCCUGAAGAGGUUCUUCACAGAGUUAUCCGGUGGGGAUGCAGGAGGUACCUCCCCUGGCAGUGCCCCACCCCCUGACCAGGAGAUGCCCCGCACCCCUCCUCCUGUAAUCACAGUCAACAAACCUCUUCCUCCUGAGGCCAUCAAAGACCAGCAAGAUCUUCUAAUGCAAUUUGACGAAUUCACUCAAGAUCUUCAGGCAAGUUUACGGGGUAGCCUGUCGUCUAGUGGUCAGUCAGCCAUGAAGUCCAGUGUGUCCAGCUCAGAUACGGUCACUUCUGACACUGUCCACACUUCUCAGCCGGUGUUUUUUAAGUCUUUUGUGUUCUCCCCUGAUGUGCCUAUUAUGCUGGACUACCAGGGAAAAUUUGACAGUGAACAUGGUACCCUAGCUGGUCUAGGAGGGCUCGUAUCACUGAACAAAGCAGAGCUCAAGCUGAAACGCCUCUCAUAUAAACAAGGGUUGCUUGGGUCAGACCGGGUGCUGAUGUACUGUGGGAAUGAAUGGCUGACUGAUAUACGCCUCAACCAGCUACCCACAAUUCUCGGAGGGUUCGGACCUGUGCAUGCAUUUGUACAGCUUGCGUAUGGUGUGAAGGACCUAUUCUGGUUGCCGGUGGAGCAAUACCGGAGGGAUGGGCGGAUUAUGCGGGGGAUCCAACGUGGGGCUUCAUCUUUCUCCAUGUCUACAGCGAUGUCUGUGCUGGAACUCACUAACCGACUUGUGCAGGGCAUACAGUGGUGUGCUGAGCUGACGUUUGACAUGGUGUCCCCCGGCCCCCGACGACGAGGCUAUUACCCCCGCCAACCAGCUGAUCUGAGGGAGGGGGUCUCAAAUGCUUACAUCGUUCUCAGAGAGGGUUUCUCGGAAUCAGCUAGUAACAUGGCCAGUGCAGCACAGCAGGACGAGUCACGAGGGGUUAUGCGGACAGUUGGGCACGUGCUCCGGCAGAUUCCACCAACCAUGGUACAGCCUCUCAUCACCGUUCCGGAGGCUGCGUCAAACGUGAUUGCCGGACUCAAAAGCCAGCUCAAACCGGAUGCCAGGAAGGAAGACGAGGAUAAAUGGAAGGAGGAGAUCAUAGAUUGAGCCAUAAUUACAGACGUUGUUGUGAUAGCAUUAUUACCAUCAUUUAUAGGGUUUAAGCUUAAGAGUUAUGGAAGGGUUCUGCACCCUGCCCUUUUUUGGAAGCACCCUUCUGCCCUGAUUUCAGCAUGGGCACCCUUCUGCCCUUAUUUCAGCAUGGGCACCUUUCAGCCUUCAAAAAAUUAAAUGCUUAAGGGCGUCAAAUAUUUGUUUGUAUUGAUACAAACGUGUACUUUGACUUAAAAUACAUACAAACUUUACUGAUUUGACCGUUGAAACCUAAUACUAUUUUAGCUUAUCAUAAUUCCUGUACUUCUGUUUUUUGAAGCGCAAUCAAAUGAGUCCUUCUCUCCCUUAGUACCCUGUUCAUUUUCUGCAGCACUUUGCUAGUUUUAAAACCUGGCUUAAACACUAAUACUUGUGAUACUGUAGGUGCAAACUUAUAUUAGUGUUGUGUUUUACUAACUAAGACUUACAUAACUACAGUCAGACAGAGCUUAUGUUGCCAUUUCCAGUCUAUUGUCCUCUGAAAAUCACUGCAGAUUUCUUUUCAAACCAGUGCUAAUUAGUUGUCAUAGAGAUGGUAAUAUAUAAAAGUCUUUAUUAGCAAUUACACUUCAUUCAAGUGACAACAUACUUGGUAAGCCUUUAUAAACUAAACAUUAAUUCCCUACAUAUUUCGAUUUUUCCCAAGCAUCGGGUAUCAUUUUAUAUCGGGAGUUGUAGCUGUUGAUAACGGGUGUGUUAAAAUUGAGGGACUACUUUCACUUCAUAUUUCAUUUGUAUUUGUUAUUCAUGCAUCACCUGCCCAGUGGGCAUAUUUGGCUGACAAUUGCCGCAAUUUUGUCAUUUGAUCCCGGUGUGAUUUCUUCUAAAACUUAUAAUGGACUGCUGAAAAAAUGAGCAAAUGACCAUCAAAUUGUCCUGUUUUUUUCUGUAACUCCAUAUCACUAAGCAUGACCUUUAGAUUAUUAAUUUCAUUAUUGCAAUCUGUUUAUGAAAGCCAUAAUCAUAACCACGAGGGAGAAUAAUUCAGUUUAGGAUCUUUAUAUAAAGCCAAGAGUACUUAAAGGGGCUGUACUCCGUAUGAUGAAAUAGCGAAAAAAAGAAGAAGAAAUUGUCGAAAACUGACAUAAACUUGGUAUCAAUGUGUACAAUGCAUUGAAACUUACUGACUGAAGUACCACAUAGUUUACAAUUGAUUUAUUUUUUCGCAGUUUUUUUGUAUUUUCCCAUUAAAAAAGAUUACUAGGUAUGUCUACCUAGUAGAAUUCAUUCCGUAUGCAUGAUUGGCUAGUCAAUGUUAUCGCAUGAUAUUACCAAGUAAGGUAUAUAGCUAAAAUAUUCCAAUCGUUAAGAGUAAGCCUUCGUACCACAGUGGAUACAUCACUGGACUGCAAUUUUGGCGACCCCAGUUUGAACCCGGAACCAUUUUUUUUUUUCACAAUUAUGAUAUCAAAGAGUAAACCAUUUUAUUAAAUAAAUGUCCUGAGAUUUGUUACAGAAUUAUUAUUUUUUUGUGCCAAUCUGGUGUACAGUCCCUUUAAUUGGUUGCUAAAAUGUUCAUCAUUUUUUCAUCUAGAAAAAAAAUGCGGCACAAAUAUUUAAGACAAUUAAUAAGUGAAUGAACUUUUGCUAAUGUGCGUGUAUAAAUUACAGGUCUACUUUCACGGUAUAUUUCAUUUGUGUGUGUCACUCAUUUAUAUCCAACACAGUGCUCAUUAACUGGAUGAUAAUCACCGCCAUUUUGUCAUCUGGGCCCUGUGCGAUUUCUUCUAUACCUUAAAAUGAACUGCUGGAAAAAGACCAAUUGGAUCAUCAAAAUGUCAUGUUUGUUUUUUCUACUCAAAAACCAAAAAGCAUGACCUUUAAUUGUUAAUUUCAUUGCUGCAAUCUGUGCUUGAAAGCCAUUAUCAUGAGGGACAAUAAUUCAUGUUAGGGUUUUUAUAUUAGCCAGGAGUAUGGAAAGGGAUUUUUAUCAGUUGCUAUACAGCUUGUUCCCAGAUCCAUAGCAUUAAAAAUGCUGAUUUUUUUUUUCAUGCAUUGUAAAUACGGUACCAUGAUAUUUUUUUUAUGAUAUUGAUUAAAUACUGUUAAGUAAUUCCUUGGUUGCUAGGAUGGUAAUCAGUUUUCAAACCAGAAAAAAGUUGCACAAACAUUUAAUAAGAUACAUGUAUGAAAUGUAUACAAACAUGUUCAGUCUGUAGUCUGGUUGUUUUACAGGUUGCUUAGACUAUAUAGAAUUUACUUUAAUUGUAAAAAGAUUCUUGCAUAAAAAGAAAUAAGAGCAAGGUCCUUAAAUGUCAGAUUAUCUUUUGUGACUAUCUAUCUGUGACCAGUUCAUAUUUUCAUCAAUUUGUGUUGCACAUUUUUCAAUCAUAACUAUUUUUUUAAGCUGUGUGUCUUGUAUUUAAGCAGAUAUUUUCUGUUGUUCUUUUUUAAAUAGUGUUAAUGUUUUUUUGUUUUUGUUUUUAGGUUGUUAGAUGAGUGAUGCCCAUAAUAUACAUGUAAGAGGCAUUUGAGGCAAAAAUACAUUAUAUAUACAUUAUAUGUAAAUAAACCCAGGUAUAUAACAAUUUGUGUUUUUAAAAUAGCAAAUUAUUUUGGACUUAAUCUGUCAUUAUAUGUGGAUUGUCUGAUUUUGUAGAAAAAAAGUUUGGAUAUUGUUAUUGACUUGGUGUCACCUGUGGCAUUUUGUCGUGCAAAAUUUUAACCUAGGCCAUAACUAUUAAAAAGUUGAAGAUAUUCAUAUGAAACUUGGUACACAUGUAUAUCAAGGCAGGUAACUCUGACUUUAAUAACUGUUGAGUUGUGCACCUUUAUUGUGUGAAAAACAACAGACGAACAUUACUGUUCACUCUGCGAUGCUCUUGUUAGAAUAAUGCUGCAAGUAUCCUGAAAAAGAGGUAAAGUAUUGUAGAAUCUUUAAAAUUGGGAGAGUUUAAUUUCACAAUAUUUUACAAUUUUUCAUGAAUUGAUUAUGAAUCGAUCAUGUAAAAAAUUUAAAACCUAGUCAAGUAUUAAUUUGAAAAUGCCUUUAAAUGAUUAAAUAAUGAUGUCUCAAAUAUUAAAACCCUGCAAAAGUAGUCAAAUGAAAAAUAUCUUGAAAUUCCUGAUAUCCCGUGCCAAAAAAAAGCUCAGCUUUCUAAAAAGCGCAGCUUUAGCUUAGCUAAAGCUAUGCUUUUCAAAAAGCUGCGUUUUUUUAGCUAAGCUAUUUUGAAAAAGCUUAGCAAAAGCUGUGUUUUUAUAGGAAGGUUAGCAAAAGCUGUGCUUUUUAAUAAUAGCUUAGCUAAAGCUAUGUUUUUUUCUCUAAAAAGCUGCGCUUUUUCUUCAAAGCUGUGCUUUUUAAAAAAGAGCUGCACAAAAGCUAUGUUCUUUUCUCUAAAAGCUGAGUUUUUUUCUUCUAAGCUGCGCUUUUUGUUUAUGAAGAUGCAUUUUUUAAAUCAAAGCUUAGCUAAAGCUGUGUCUUUUGACUAGGUAAAAGAUUGCCUCUUAGAAAAGCUGCGUCUUUUUCAUAUUAGCUGCGUCUUUUCCAAAAUUAAAAUUGGGUUAGUAUUUCUUUAAAAGACUAAGCUUUUCAAACAAAAGACUAAGCUUUUGGAGAAAAACAAAGGUUUAUAUUGUGAAAUUCAUUUUUUUAUUAUUUAUUUAUAACACAUUAUUCUGUAGUUUCAGUAAAUAAGCAUUUUAUUAUUGAUCAAUAUACCUUCAAACUAAAAUAAAAUAAAAUAAUGAAAUAAAAAGAAAGAUUAUUUUAAAAAUCAAAAAUAUAUUAUAUUUUUUUAUUUAAAUCAAAAGAACACAUUUUACUUAUAGGCAAUAAUCAAUUGCAUGUAAUAACAACAUUUAUAGAAUUAUUAUUCCUUAAAUUUCUUGUAAUGCCACUACCAAAUUCUUUGUCAUUUCCUUUCCAAUUUUACAACAUGCAUGAUAAGCCUGAUCUUAUCUGAUUGUAACAAGGACCAAUUAAAUCUCAGCAUUUAGGGAGCCAAUUUCAAAUCAAAGCUACUGGUAGCCAUUUUGUUGGGAUUUCAUUAAAAGAAUUUUGAUGAUGUUUUAAUUAAUAAAUGGAUUUACACCAAUUAAAACAAAUUGAUAUUAAAGGGAUUAGUGAAAUAAAAUAAUGAUCAUUAGAUCAGAUAAAUAUGAACUAUGAUUAGAAACAUGACAUACCACUAUUGGAUGAUUUGUGAUAAACUGACAUGUGAAAGCACUCAGGUCAUGGUAUGUAUUCUUUAUUUCAGUUGUUAAUUUCACUGUUAUGACACUUGACUACAUGUGGGACUUUUAUUUGUCAACAUUCAAUCUAGUGCACAUAUUUUAAUAAAUAACAAUGCUGUUGUAGAUAGUAGCCGGAUGUAGGAUUAUUGGUCCCAGAUAGUAGAUUUACGUAGUUUUAAAACUCUAUGAAGAUGCACUUGUUUUCAUCCUUAUAUAUAUGUUAAUAUCAUAUUAACAUAUUAAGCUGAAAUUGCCAUGUUUCCAUACAUAUGCACACUAGCACCUUUAAUGCUAUACAAAUGAUUACAGUGUUGGUUUUUGGAGGGGUCAUAAAACUGCCAUCUGCCACAUGGCUUACCAGUUAUUGGAAACUGGCCAAAUUGGGUCAAUCAAUUUAAGUUAAGUACUAAUAAAGUCAUUACAUAUUUAAAAUAUGAUACCCUGUUUUAUUCCAAAGCUGUCAGGAAUCUCUAGAUUUGACAAAAAUAUAACUAAAGAUCCUUGAGACUGUCAUUUUCCAAUUUGUAGCUUUAACAGUUUCAUGAUUUUCUAUCAAUUAUUUUUGCCACUGAGUAAAAGGUUAUUUUAUUAUUGCUAAAUUUGACAAAUAUGUACUUGUUUGUCUGUCUGUAAAUACAUUAUGUCCAGUUACAAGGUGUCAUGUAAAAUUAAAUAUGAAAUAAUAACAAUAUAUGUAACACAAACUCAUGUUUAGGAAAUUUAAAUAAAGCAAAAUGUCUAUGUAUUUAUUCAAAUGCGUUCUAUUUUUGAUGGUUCAAUAUAUUUAUAUAACGCGGUUUAAACACACUUGGUGCAUUUUUUUUUUGUUUAAUUUCAUUUAAAGCUUAUAUUUUUGAUAAACAAUGCACUUUAGAUACACUCAAGUGUGUAUUUAGUGCGUUUUUUUGUAAAAUCUUUUCUUCACCUGUGGUAUUUUUUUAUGAAAAUAGGAGCUACGUUUUUUUUUUAAAAAGCUGCGCUAAAUUAGCUAAGCUAUUUGAAAAGCUUCAUCAUAAAGCUAAGCUUUUGGGCCAACACCGCCAUAAAGCUGCGCUUUUCAUAAUUAGCUAAGCUAUUUUGAAGAAAAAACAAAGUCCCAUCCAAAAGCUAAGCUUUUGGGCCAAUUCUGCCAUAAAGCUGCGCUUUUCAUAAUUAGCUAAGCUAUUUUAGAAAAAGCUAAGCUUUUGGGCCAAUACCGCCAUAGAGCUGCGCUUUUCAUAAUUAGCUAAGCUAUUUUAGAAAAAGCUAAGCUUUUGGGCCAAUACCGCCAUAAAGCUGCGCUUUUCGUAAUUAGCUAAGCUAUUUUAGAAAAAGCUAAGCUUUUGGGCCAAUACCGCCAUAAAGCUGCGCUUUUCAUAAUUAGCUAAGCUAUUUUAGAAAAAGCUAAGCUUUUGGGCCAAUACCGCCAAAAAGCUGCGCUUUUCAUAAUUAGCUAAGCUAUUUUAGAAAAAGCUAAGCUUUUGGGCCAAUACCGCCAUAAAGCUGCGCUUUUCAUAAUUAGCUAAGCUAUUUUAGAAAAAGCUAAGCUUUUGGGCCAGUACCGCCAAAAAGCUGAGCUUUUCAUAAAAUAGCUUAGCUAUUUAAGAAAAAGCGCAGCUCCAUCAAAAAGCUUAGCUUUUGGGCCAAUACCGCCAUAAAGCUGCGCUUUUCAUAAAAAUAGCUUAGCUAUUUUGCCCAAUAUCACCAAGAGCUGAGCUUUUUUAAAAAAUUAGCUAAGCUAUUUUGGCAAAAAAGCAUAGCUUUAGCGCAGCAGCUGUGUUGUUUUUUUCCCAAAAAGCUGCGUUUUUUAUAAAAAAAAGCUGCGCUUUUUCGGGCCAAUACCGCUAAGCUUUUAGCUAUGCUUUUAGCUAUGUUUUUAGCUGUGCUUUUAGCUCAGCUUUUAGCUUAGCUUUAGCGAACCUUUUUUGGCACGGGAUGCACCCCACUAAAUUUAAUCCAUCUGCAAUUAUUGAAUUACUCAUUUGCAUUGUUUUCAUGUGGAGUAAUGUUAACUGAAUGAUGCUUAAAGGCGCACAAUAUAGGCUGAUGCAAAAAUAUAUAUUUUUUUAACUUUUAAUUUAUUAUCAUGUUUAACUCGUUGGACUUGAAUGAUCAUAACAAAAAAGUGUAGGAUUUUGGUUCAAGUAGAAGAAACAUAUGACAUAUUUUGGCGCUUUUUAACUGGGAAAUUUGUGGCAACGUAGCUAUUGAUAAAACAAAGCAACAUUUAUAAAGGCUUAUAUUGUUUUUAAAGUGACACUCUUAUUCAAAAUCAAUACAUACACCUGUUUAAUAAACAUAAAUUUUGAGUGAUCAACCUUUAACUUCUUACAAAAUAAUGCAUUUAUGGAAAAUAAUAACUGAUAACAAGAUUGUAACGGUUUAUUAAAUAGGUGAAAGCGCAAAAAUAUUAAAUGAUUGGUGAAUGCUUAAAGAUUUACUGUGAUUUACUAUCGUCUUAUAAGGUAGAACUAUCGUGCAAAUUUCUUUAAAUUUAAACUCAUUAUCCUUCAUAAAAACCAUUGUUUUCGAAAUAUUUUCAUCCUUUUUGGUAUAUUAAAACAAUUGUAUCAAUUGUGGUUAAUCUUAUUUGGGAGUAAGAGUGUAUCUUUAACUGUACACAAAUCAUGUGUUUUUUGUUUUGAUCAUGAAAGUUAAAUGAGUGAAACAUAAUAAUGCAUUCAAUAAAAAAAGAGUUUUUGCAUCAACUUAUAUUCCCCCUUUAUUUUAAUAUAUGUAAUAGUUACGGUAGAUGACAUGAAGUAACAUUUUAAUGGUUAAGAAUGGGUGGAGUGAGUGUUACUUGAUUUUCAUCCCCCUCCGGGAGACCGGGGGAUGGGUCGAAAUUCCGGGUGAUUUUUUCUCCCUCCGGGGGAUAUGGCAUGUAUGGCUACUUCAGGUGGUCUAACUGUCUUAGAAUACAACCUUAUUGGAUGAAACAGUGUUGACGCAAAAUCUGACUCGGGGAGUGUGUAUUUGAUGAGUGGCAGUUGGCGGACUUUUACACACUCGUGAAAGUUGAAAUUCUUAAUGAUUAAGCCUAGUACUUAAUGAUUGCCUAUCUGCAUGAUUGGCUGAAAAUGUAGGUUGUAUUCUAACUACAAGUACACAACUCCUAUGGAUUGCUUCCAUGUGAGGAUCAUAAUUAAUGUUAACCAAGAGCUGCUUGAUGUGAUAAUUACAUGUAUUUAGUGGUUGACAUUUAUGUUUAGUGAAAUUCCUAAGCCAUUACUAUGGCUUUAUAUGUACAUAAUUUGCAAGUCUUUCAAACUGUUAAUGUUCUUUCUCAUCAAUAUGAGAUAUUUGUGAGAUAUUUGUGAGAUAUUUGUGAGAUAUUUGUGAGAUAUUUGUGAGAUAUUUGUGAGAUAUUUGUGAUCUAUAUUGUAUGAUUUCAUUAUAUAUUGCCUUUCUUUGAGCCCAUGUUUUGUAUACUGUAUAACAUUAAAAAUGAUUGAAGUAAAUAUUACUUUAAACAGCUUUUAUUUUAUUGUUGGAUUAGUUGAUAUAAUUAUGUUCAUGUACUAUUUGUGUUCGCUUGAUUGCGACAACAGCUAUAAACUAGUACAAAUGAG
Molecule: messenger RNA, 14075 nt
Organism: Mya arenaria
Lineage: Eukaryota; Metazoa; Mollusca; Bivalvia; Myida; Myidae
Product: autophagy-related protein 2 homolog B-like
Exons: 41
Coding region: 91-6306 (2071 amino acids)
Biological process (GO): piecemeal microautophagy of the nucleus; autophagosome assembly; reticulophagy
Cellular component (GO): extrinsic component of membrane; phagophore assembly site
Molecular function (GO): phosphatidylinositol-3-phosphate binding
Source: RefSeq, a predicted model, not a curated record